AUGAAAAGUGUUAUAGCAUUAGUAAAAAUUUCUAUAAUUAUUUGUAGCUUAACAAAUGUAAUUAUCCAAAAAGAUAAAUCCAUCAUUUAAGGGAUAUCUAAGAUGGAAUUCUAUUUGCUUAAUUGGAAGAUUAUUUGUAAUAUAUAUCCUCAUUAUAGCUUUCAAACUGAUUUGAAAAAAAACUUAUGGAAUUAAAUAAUUAAUCGUUUGCAAAAUAUUAGAAAAAAUAAUAACCUAUAAAUUCAAGAUUUUAGUGAUGAUAUUGCAUUUUCUGAUUGUAAUGAAGAAUUAACUAAAUUCAUUAAAUAUUUUCUUGAAACACUUUUACAAGUAAAAAAAGAAGAAGCUAUUUCAUAUAUGGUAUCAUGUCCAGAGUAUCAACAAUUAGAGAUAGCAAAUUUCAUCUUAAAUGAUAUAUAAGAAACAAAUGGUUUAUAAGAUUAUAGUCAAUAAGAUGUUUAAACUACAAGUAUGAUUAUAUCUCUUGAGGAAAAUUUGUAUAGUAAAGAUAAUAUAAUAACUUAAUAAAAUAAAUAGAUUGAAUAAAUGAAAUUAGAUUAUUAAAAUAUAUUAUAUGAAAUGCAAAAUAAACUAAUUGAAUAUACAGAUAUAAUUGAUAAAUUGAACUGUUAGAUUAACUUUUUUUUAGAUAAAGUAAUUUGCAAUGAUUUUGAAGAAGCUUGGCUUAAAUUUGAGGAAUUCAUCAAAGAUUAAGAAAAAAAUAAAUAAUAAAUUGAAGAACUUAAUAAUUUAGUGGAAAUUUAAUAAAAAGAAGUAUUUAAAAAAAAGAGAAAAAAUUAAAAAUUAAAAUCUUAAUUAUCAUCCAAUCAACCUACUGAAAGAGCACUAGAUUAUGAAACAGCAGAUUCAAAAGAUACUUCUGAAAUAAGAACAAUUGAAUUUCUUAAAAAAGAAAUCUAAAUUUUAAAGGAAGAAAAUCUAAAACUUAUGAGUAAACAAUCAUAAUAUGAAUAAGAUAUAUGUAAGUUUAAAAAAAAACUUUAUGAAUAUGAAUAAGAAACAACUUAAUCUAAAAAGAAAAUGGAAAAAUAUAAGUAUGAAUUAGAGGAAUAUUUAAAUUCUAAUUAAUAGGACAAAAAAAGUUACUUAGAAAAUUUAAGAACAUAAGGAUUAUUAUCUUCUAAUAACAGUUAGAUUAUAGAAUUAGAAUAAAAAUUUUGGGUGUCACCAAAGUCAAAUUGUUUUGAUUUUAAUUAAUCAUUAUGUAAAUUCGAUCAUCCAGCCAGCAUUAUUAAUUAAUCUUUUAAAAAUCCCGAUGAAAACAAUGUAUAUAAAUUGUAAUAGUUAAUAACAGAGAAGAAUAAUAAAAUUGCCAAUUUGGAAAGAUAAAUUCACCUUAUUUAGCAUGGUUCUCAUUCUAGAGGGAGUUCUUUCACAAAGUUUAAUCAAUUUCAAUAGGAAAGGCAUAUUGAAUAAUCUAAUUUAUUCGAAGUAAAUAGUUUGAUUAUAAUUCUAGAGUUUAAGAUAUUAUAUAUAAUAUUCUUAAUAAAAAGAUAAAGAAAUAAAAGAAAUAAAGGAACAACAAAACGAGAAUUUCUUAAUAAUAUGCAAAUAAUUAAUAAAAUAAAAUGAAUAAAUUGAGAAAUUAAAUUCACUUAUUUUUUAAUUAUAAAAUGAUGAUUAGAUGAAAGAAAAUAAUCAAAGCUAAAGUUAAGAUUCACAAGAAGAGGAAUAAUAUUAUAUUUAAGCUUUAAAUGAUAAAGAUGAAUUAUUACAAUUAAUCACUACAUUAUUCUACGAAAAUGUUAAAAUUUGAUCAUAAAUUUUGUUGUACUUUUAGAAAAUCAUUUGAAUAAUUGUUAAUUUUAUUUAAUAAAUUAGAUAGCAUAUUANGUAAUUUGCAAUGAUUUUGAAGAAGCUUGGCUUAAAUUUGAGGAAUUCAUCAAAGAUUAAGAAAAAAAUAAAUAAUAAAUUGAAGAACUUAAUAAUUUAGUGGAAAUUUAAUAAAAAGAAGUAUUUAAAAAAAAGAGAAAAAAUUAAAAAUUAAAAUCUUAAUUAUCAUCCAAUCAACCUACUGAAAGAGCACUAGAUUAUGAAACAGCAGAUUCAAAAGAUACUUCUGAAAUAAGAACAAUUGAAUUUCUUAAAAAAGAAAUCUAAAUUUUAAAGGAAGAAAAUCUAAAACUUAUGAGUAAACAAUCAUAAUAUGAAUAAGAUAUAUGUAAGUUUAAAAAAAAACUUUAUGAAUAUGAAUAAGAAACAACUUAAUCUAAAAAGAAAAUGGAAAAAUAUAAGUAUGAAUUAGAGGAAUAUUUAAAUUCUAAUUAAUAGGACAAAAAAAGUUACUUAGAAAAUUUAAGAACAUAAGGAUUAUUAUCUUCUAAUAACAGUUAGAUUAUAGAAUUAGAAUAAAAAUUUUGGGUGUCACCAAAGUCAAAUUGUUUUGAUUUUAAUUAAUCAUUAUGUAAAUUCGAUCAUCCAGCCAGCAUUAUUAAUUAAUCUUUUAAAAAUCCCGAUGAAAACAAUGUAUAUAAAUUGUAAUAGUUAAUAACAGAGAAGAAUAAUAAAAUUGCCAAUUUGGAAAGAUAAAUUCACCUUAUUUAGCAUGGUUCUCAUUCUAGAGGGAGUUCUUUCACAAAGUUUAAUCAAUUUCAAUAGGAAAGGCAUAUUGAAUAAUCUAAUUUAUUCGAAGUAAAUAGUUUGAUUAUAAUUCUAGAGUUUAAGAUAUUAUAUAUAAUAUUCUUAAUAAAAAGAUAAAGAAAUAAAAGAAAUAAAGGAACAACAAAACGAGAAUUUCUUAAUAAUAUGCAAAUAAUUAAUAAAAUAAAAUGAAUAAAUUGAGAAAUUAAAUUCACUUAUUUUUUAAUUAUAAAAUGAUGAUUAGAUGAAAGAAAAUAAUCAAAGCUAAAGUUAAGAUUCACAAGAAGAGGAAUAAUAUUAUAUUUAAGCUUUAAAUGAUAAAGAUGAAUUAUUACAAUUAAUCACUACAUUAUUCUACGAAAAUGUUAAAAUUUGA
Paramecium primaurelia is the source of this 2977-nucleotide messenger RNA. The record is from the annotation of a GenBank genome assembly. Lineage: Eukaryota; Ciliophora; Oligohymenophorea; Peniculida; Parameciidae.